This is a messenger RNA of Mixia osmundae IAM 14324, 2406 nucleotides long. RefSeq lists its product as uncharacterized. Gene Ontology annotation, biological process: nuclear-transcribed mRNA catabolic process, nonsense-mediated decay; deadenylation-dependent decapping of nuclear-transcribed mRNA. Bases 1 to 2406 code for a protein of 801 amino acids. Gene Ontology annotation, molecular function: RNA binding; 5'-(N(7)-methylguanosine 5'-triphospho)-[mRNA] hydrolase activity; manganese ion binding. Lineage: Eukaryota; Fungi; Basidiomycota; Mixiomycetes; Mixiales; Mixiaceae. The record is from RefSeq and is a predicted model, not a curated record. Gene Ontology annotation, cellular component: cytoplasm; P-body. The transcript has 9 exons.
AUGGCAGGGACAGCGAGCUUGCUGGCGCUUCUGAACGGCGCAGGGCCAUCCCAGAGUAUAGCCGUGUCGGAUCUCUUCUCUCAACCGCAAGCUGCAUCGACGGCGAGUCAGGUCGAGUCUGGCAAAUCUAAGCAAGUACACGGAGCUCUCGGGCCCUCAUCCGACCAUGAGGGACUCGCUGCGGCGUCCAGUCACUUUGCACAGAUGACCCUAGAUGACGUGCUUGACGAUCUCAGCUCACGGUUCAUCGUCAAUCUGCCGGCAGAGGAGCUGCUAUCGGUCGAGCGGAUCUGCUUCCAAGUGGAACAAGCGCAUUGGUUCUAUGAGGAUUUCGUGCGCCCACAGCAACCGGCACUGCCGUCUUUCGACUUGCGGCACUUUACAACAGUCCUCUUCCAGGCUUGUCCUCUCCUUGCGCAAUAUGAUGCAGAGGAAGCGUACACAAACUUCUUGCGAUAUCGCAAGCGAGUUCCCGUCUGCGGCUCUAUCAUGCUCAAUCCGCAUUGCGACAAGGUAUUGCUCGUCAAAGGAUGGACAUCUGGCUCCACGUUUUCAUUCCCACGAGGCAAGAUCAAUCAAGGCGAAAGCGAACGAGACUGUGCCAUCCGAGAAAUUUGGGAAGAGACAGGCUAUGAUCUGAGGCCGCACAUCGACGCGUCCAUCGCACCGCAUCCGCAGAGUUCUAUUGCAUGCCCGCCACCGCUACCCGAGGGCAUCAGAGAUAAGGACUACGUCGAGAUAACGAUGCAGGAGCAACGGAUCAGGCUCUAUGUCAUAGCCGGCAUUCCUGAAGAUUUUGCAUUCGAGACUCGCACGCGCAAAGAGAUAUCUUCUAUCAAAUGGUUCGCCUUGACGCAAUUGCCGGCAUGGUCAGAGGAAACCAAAAAGACAGACAAAAAGUUCUAUAUGGUUGCCCCGUUCAUCAAACCGCUAAAAAGAUACCUAAAAGCCCGGAAAGCACCAAGGAGAAACGAAAAGCCUGCCAUCACGAUCUUGCAGAAGCCUACGCCGUCCGAAGCUACCUUGCCGAUGCCAGCCUUUUCCGACCUCGAAGAAGGCAACAGAGCAUUGCAGGCCCUCUUCUUUGGCACCAGUGAAGCUUCUCCUGCACUGCUGCGAAGCAAAGACCCUCCACAACGUCAGCCUGUCGCUUUGACAGCCCACUCCUCGCCCGCGUCCAAUCGUCCAGAACCACCGACCGAGACAGAUCUCGAGGACGCCGCCGAGCUUCCAGAGCCAGUCGACUCUGCUUCUGCCAAAUGGCUUGAGCAAGCGACAGCGUACAUACACCCUCGCGAUGGCUCCGUUGCGGCACCUCAGCCAAGUCUGCCACCGGUCCAAAGAGAUGCGCUGCUGCGACUGCUUGCAGCAGAAGAGCCUCCGCCGUCUGCGCCGGCGUCGGCGAUUAAAGUGAACGUAGCGGACUUGUUCAACGGCGCAAACCCUGCCCAAAUUUCGUCCAGUAAGCCGCCAGUCAGAACAGCGAGAUUGCCAUCACAGUCCUUUGCAACUGAGCAAGAGCGCGAUCUCAAGCGGGCGGAGUUGCUUCGAGACCUGGACAUACUCAUGCCAGUGCCGGCUGAGACAAGUAGAUCGGUAGCAAAGCAAGCGCCUAUGGCACCAUCUGAACCACCGAGGCAUCUGAGGCCCGAGACACAACGACCGGUUCUCUUCACGCCAUCCGCGCCAACUCAGAGUCAGUUAGUAUCGCCCGCUCAGCCUGUCAUUGGGCUUCCGCCUGCUUACCCUCAGCUGGGUGUCAUACCGGGACAAAGGCCGCCGCAGAACGGACAGAACGGCUAUGUUCCCAUCAGGCAGACGAGCAAUCCCAAUGCACGACAGUUGCCGCCUAUCCCUGGCAACCAGCUGGCUUGGCAAGUUCCGCCACCUUCGAACCAGAUGAUAAGCUAUGUCAACGGUCUGAUGAGACCACUCCCUCAUCAGGCGGCCAUCCUGCCGCCACCGCCGCCACCACAGCAGCAGCAGUCACAUCAACAAAUACCUCUUAAUAAGCAAAAGCCUCCAAUGCAGUCACAGCGGCCGCAUAUGCAAGCCAAUCAGGAGCCUCAAUCGUACGCGUUCCAGCGCUCCCCGCAGCAUCUGGCCGGGCAGCAGAUGUCUCCUCAGCAAGUGUCACCGCAGCCUCGCUCUAACCCGAACGCACCGUCGUUGCUUUCACUUCUCAACGCACCCAAACCGGCGCCCGUGCCCGCGCCAACGGCAUCUGCCGCUUCAGCGCAAGCUGUCAAUGCGAGCGCACUGCUUUCGCUCUUCGACAGAGCGCCGCCUGGCAUAUUGGCCGACGCGACGAGACCGGUCUAUCCUUCCGGCAGUCCAGCCGUGGCGGCCAUGCAAAGCAGUCGACCUGAUCUCCUGAGCAUCCUGUCACCUCAGACCAAGUUGUGA